Molecule: messenger RNA, 747 nt
Organism: Amphimedon queenslandica
Lineage: Eukaryota; Metazoa; Porifera; Demospongiae; Haplosclerida; Niphatidae
Product: PTI1-like tyrosine-protein kinase 1
Exons: 2
Coding region: 1-747 (248 amino acids)
Biological process (GO): protein phosphorylation
Cellular component (GO): plasma membrane
Molecular function (GO): ATP binding; protein kinase activity
Source: RefSeq, a predicted model, not a curated record
AUGGCAGUCCAGCUAAGAGUGAAACUUCAGCCUCAUGUUCUAAGGAGAGUGAGGGAGACAACAAGAGAAUUGGGUCGUGGAUCUUACGGAGUUGUGAUUGAAUUGAGGUUCAAUGGGAAUCAAUGUGCUGGAAAGAAGCUACGUGACUUUCAUUUCUUAGCCACAAGCACGGAAGAUAGGCUCCUGAGUAAGUUUGGUGAUGAAGUUAUCCUUCACAGUCAACUACAUCAUCCCAAUAUUGUGAGACUGCUUGGUGUUCAUUAUUGUACUGGUUCCCAGUUACCAAUGCUGGUAAUGGAGUAUCUUCCUCAUGCUCUACUGCAGCUAAUAGAGAGAAGAGGUAUUAUUAAUAAAGAAGCAAUUCUUCUUGACGUUGCUAAUGGACUUGAUUAUCUUCACGCAAAAAGACCUCCCAUUAUUCAUCAUAAUAUCAAGGCCAGCAAUGUACUCGUCACUGUUGAUUAUAAGGCAAAGAUAACAGACCUGAGUAUGUCUAAACUUGGUGAUGCAUUGAAGGAACACAAUUACAACACUUUUCCAGGUAAUCCUUACUUGAUGCCACCAGAAGCUUUUGUACACAAUCCUGUCUAUAGUGAGAAGUUAGACGUGUUCUCUUUUGGUUGUCUUAUUCUACAUAUGCUCACUGGCAAUGUCAUUGUACCAACUGAUCAAUAUAAGCCAAGCCCUCAAGACCGUAACUCUUUCAUUAAGGUAUCAGAAUGGGACAGGAGAGCCGGCUCUAUUUAA